Molecule: messenger RNA, 2960 nt
Organism: Cicer arietinum (chickpea)
Lineage: Eukaryota; Viridiplantae; Streptophyta; Magnoliopsida; Fabales; Fabaceae
Biological process (GO): protein phosphorylation
Molecular function (GO): receptor serine/threonine kinase binding; ATP binding; protein kinase activity
Source: RefSeq, a predicted model, not a curated record
CUAUGCUUCAAAGUUUGGAUAUAAUCAACAACUUUUUUCAUGGAACUAUUCCACACCAAAUUGGUAACUUGUCCAAAAUUUCUAAACUAAAUUUGAGUUAUAAUCUUUUCAAUGGUUCCAUUCCACAAGAAAUAGGUGCACUAAAAAAUCUAAGUCACCUUAAUAUUGUAAGUUGUAAGCUCACUGGUUCCAUUCCCUCAACAAUAGGAAAGUUGAUAAAUCUUGUUGAACUUGAUCUUUCAGCUAACUAUCUCUAUGGUGAAAUCCCUUCAAUAAGAAACUUGAUGAACUUAGAAAAACUUGUUCUCUACGGAAACUCUCUUUCUGGACCAAUUCCUAAGGACUUGGGAAGAAUCUCUUCACUUAGAACAAUCAAAUUGUUACAAAAUAAAUUUUCUGGCCCAAUUCCAUCAUCCAUAGGAAACUUGUCCAAUUUGAGGACACUUUUGCUAAGUAAAAAUUCUCUUAAUGGAUCAAUUCCUUCAACUAUUGGAAACUUAACAAAACUCAUUCUAUUGUCACUUUGUGAAAACCAACUUUAUGGAUCAAUUCCUUCUUCCAUAGGAAACUUGGUCAAUCUAGAAAGGCUUUGCCUUUCACAAAACAAUCUUUUUGGACCUAUUCCUUCUACUUUUGGAAAUUUGACAAAACUCACUUUUUUAUUACUUUACAUGAACAAACUCAAUGGUAGCUUUUCAUCAUCGAUGAAUAACAUUACCAAUUUGCAAAGCUUACAAAUAAGUGACAACGAUUUCACUGGCACUUUACCACAGCAUAUUUGCCUUGGUGGAUCACUUACAAAUUUUUCAGCUAAUAACAAUCAUUUUAGUGGUUUAGUUCCAAUUAGCUUGAAGAAUUGUUCUAGCCUUGUUAGACUUAACCUUGAAGAAAACAUGUUGAGUGGAAAUAUUUCAAAUGAUUUUGGUGUAUAUCCAAAUUUGAGCUACAUUUUUCUGAGUCACAAUAACUUCUAUGGCCAACUUUUAUCAAAUUUGAUAAGUAAUAAUCUCAUUGGUCUAAUGAUCUCACACAACAAUUUAUCAGGUACUAUACCUCUAGAAUUAGUUCAAGCACCUAAGUUACAAUCACUUCAACUUUCCUCAAAUCAUCUUAUAGGGAAAAUUCCUAAAGAACUUUGUAACUUGACUUCAUUGUAUGAACUCUCUAUAAGUGACAAUGAACUUUCUGGCACUAUUCCUAUAGAAAUAGGAUCCAUGCAAGGACUUCAAAUAUUGAAUCUGGCAGGAAAUAAUUUGAGUGGCUUAAUUCCAAAACAAGUUGGAGAUUUGCUCAAAUUAGUCCAAUUGAAUUUGAGCAUUAAUAAGUUCAUGGAAGAAAUUCCACUUGAAUUUAGCAGAUUGCAAUCUCUUGAAAAUCUUGAUCUUGGUGGAAAUUUGUUAAGUGGAGAAAUACCAAAAGCACUUGGAAAGUUGCAAAAGUUGAACACAUUGAACCUUUCACAUAAUAAACUCAUUGGGACUAUUCCAUCAAAUUUUGAGGAUAUGAUCAGCUUGACAAGUGUUGACAUAUCUUAUAACCAAUUACAUGGUUCAAUUCCUAAUAAUACAGCAUUUCUUAAGGCACCAUAUGAAGCAUUGAGAAACAAUAAAGGCUUGUGUGGUAAUGCCUCAAAAUUGUUGCCUUGUCAUGAGUUAAGUCACAAAAAAAGUAAAAACAAAAGUGUGGUCUUAGCACUUUUUAUUACUUUGAGUAUUCUUUUUCUUUUAGCCUUUUUGGUUGGAGUGUCUUUAUGUAUUCAUUGGAAAAGAGCAAGAAAAUUCCAAAAACAGUCUACAGAAGAAGAAGAACAACAAACUCAAGAUGUUUUUUCCAUAUGGAGUUAUGAUGGAAAAAUGGUUUAUGAAAAUAUCAUUGAAGCCACAGAGGAUUUUGAUGACAAAUAUCUCAUCGGCGAAGGAGGUUCUGGUUCAGUUUACAAAGCUAACUUACCUUCUGGUCAAGUUGUUGCUGUGAAGAAACUUCAUGCAGAAGUUGAUAAAGACAAUCAAAAUUUCAAAGCUUUUACAUAUGAGGUUCAAGCAUUGACACAGAUCAAACAUCGUAACAUUGUGAAGUUGUAUGGAUUUUGUUCGCAUUCGCGCCACUCUUUCGUGGUUUAUGAGUUCCUUGAAGGAGGGAGCUUGGAUAAUGUGCUAAGAAAUGAGACACAAGCAACAAUGUUUGAUUGGAAAAAGAGAGUGAAUGUUGUUAAGGGUGUGACAAAUUCUCUUUACCAUAUGCAUCAUGGUUGCUCUCCUCCUAUUGUUCAUCGCGACAUAUCAAGCAAAAAUAUUCUUUUAGAUUUGGAAUAUGAAGCUUGCAUCUCAGACUUUGGAACAGCUAAGAUUCUUAAUCUUGAUUCACAUAAUUCAACAACAUUUGCAGGCACUUAUGGCUAUGCAGCACCAGAGCUUGCAUUUACUCUCAAAGUGAAUGAGAAAUGUGAUGUGUUUAGUUUUGGAGUGCUUUGUUUGGAAAUAAUCAUGGGAAAGCAUCCAGGAGAUCUCAUUUCUACAUUGUUUUCAUCAUCUGAAGCACCAAGAGCAUAUAAUUUGCUAUUGAAAGAUGUAUUAGACCAAAGACUUCCAUUUCCAGAAAAUUCAGUUGCUAAGGAUGUGAUUUUGAUUGCAAAAAUGGCAUUUGCUUGCUUGAAUGAAAGUCCACGUUCAAGGCCAACAAUGGAACAAGUGUAUAACAUGUCUGUCAUGUCAAAAUCACCAUCAAUGGAGACAUUCCACAUCAUCACUCUUGGACAACUUCUAAAUUAGGGAACUAAUGGUUACUUGUGUUGCAAGCUUUUCUCUUGUUUUUUUUUUUUUUGCUACAAAUAAUGUGUUUCUAAGUUUUGUUGUUAUCUUUAUCUGGCUAGUCUUGAGCUUUAAAUUACUUUAAGAAAAUAAAAUUUGUCUUGUGUUGUAACUAUUAGACGUGUGUUUGAAUAAAUAACUUAGUUAAGCAAA